Messenger RNA from Hyphopichia burtonii NRRL Y-1933, 1298 nucleotides. Its product is annotated as Nem1-Spo7 phosphatase catalytic subunit. The transcript has a single exon. NCBI's taxonomy places the organism in Eukaryota, Fungi, Ascomycota, Pichiomycetes, Serinales, Debaryomycetaceae. The coding region runs from base 1 to 1233 and encodes 410 amino acids. Gene Ontology annotation, molecular function: protein serine/threonine phosphatase activity. The record is from RefSeq and is a predicted model, not a curated record.
AUGAAUUCACUUAAGAUCUUAGUAAAUUCAUUUGAUAAUCUAUAUCCCAAUAGUCAAAAAUAUGAAAUACCUCUGGUUGAAUUGAAUUCAACUCAUGAAUAUAAUGAGGAAGAUCAUUCAAUUGAUUUAACUAUAAAUAAUGAACAAACUAAUGACGAUAACGAAACUAAUGAAAGAGAAGAUAUAAAAGAAGAAACACCAAUAGCUGAAGAAAUUCCAAGUAAAUUACCAAAUAAAAGUACCUGGUUUAAUAUUUUAUCAAGUAUAAUAUUAUUCAUACCCAAUUAUUUCAUUGUUAAGCCCUUGUUAUUUUUCUGGCUCUUGGUAACUUUCCCAUUUACAUAUUUUUUCAAUGAUACUUCAUCUUCUGAUUUACUUAGUGAAACACCUCAACAACACGAUGAAAUUAUCAAUGAAAAAACUGAGUUAUUGAAACAUGAAAAUAUAAUCUCCAAUACUAUCAAAUCACCUACUGCAUCUUCAAAAUAUAUCAUCCCUCCCCCUCAAAGAUUAUUCCCCCUUUCAAGAAAUCCGGGUAAAAAAAGAAAAAGAAAAACUUUGAUUUUGGAUUUGGAUGAAACCUUGAUUCAUUCUCUAUCAAGAGGUUCUCCUCGUUCCUUUAAUAACGGUUCUUCUCAUAUGAUUGAAGUCAAAUUAAAUAAUAUUUCAACAUUAUAUUAUGUUCAUAAAAGACCUUACUGUGAUUUUUUCUUAAAAGAAAUUGCUAAAUGGUUUGAAUUACAAAUCUUCACCGCAAGUGUUCAAGAAUACGCUGAUCCAAUUAUUGAUUGGCUAGAAAGUGAAAUUAUUAAUUAUGUGCAUCCUCUCGAAGGUAGUCGAAAUGAUCGUAAAAAUAAAAAAAUUGACAAAUAUAAUCAAUUGGAUCAAAGAUAUCUUAAUCCUUAUGAUUCUAAAAAAGAUGCUAAUCAAAAAGUUUUCACAAAAAGAUAUUAUAGAAAUGAUUGUACUUAUAGAAAAGGUGUUGGUUAUAUAAAAGAUCUUUCCCGUUUUUUCACUCGUGAUGAUGACUUGAAAAAUGUCGUUAUUCUUGAUAACUCCCCUAUCAGUUAUGCUCUACAUGAAGAUAAUGCAGUGAUGAUUGAAGGUUGGAUCAACGAUCAAAGUGAUCGUGAUUUACUCAAUUUAUUACCAAUGCUUCACAGUUUGAGUCUAUGUAUCGAUGUGAGAUUUAUCUUGGGUUUAAGAAGUGGCGAAAAGGCUUUUGAAAACUAAUGUCUACAAGAAAUUUCAAAAUUUCAUAAUAAAAAAAUAGUCAAUGGACAAUUCUGUAAUCUUAU